This is a messenger RNA of Anopheles bellator, 740 nucleotides long. RefSeq names its product RNA-binding protein 8A (gene tsu). The record is from RefSeq and is a predicted model, not a curated record. Gene Ontology annotation, biological process: RNA splicing. Gene Ontology annotation, molecular function: mRNA binding. The transcript has a single exon. The coding region runs from base 89 to 583 and encodes 164 amino acids. Gene Ontology annotation, cellular component: nucleus; exon-exon junction complex; cytoplasm. Lineage: Eukaryota; Metazoa; Arthropoda; Insecta; Diptera; Culicidae.
AACGUAGAGAAAGUUUGCAAACACGAUCUAGGCGGUGAAAAUUUCGGUAAAAUAUAGCUUUGGAAGCCUUUAUCACACCGUUCACACAAUGGCGGACGUGUUGGACAUCUACAACCACGAAGAGUUCGAGGUGGACGAAGAUGGAGACCAGGGCAUCGCACGGUUAAAGGAAAAGGCACGCAAGCGAAAGGGACGCGGGUUCGGCAAUGAAAGCAUCCCCCGGGAAACAAUCGACUAUGAGCGGCUUCAGGACGACGAGGAAGAGGCCGAACCCGGUCCACAGCGCUCGGUCGAGGGGUGGAUCUUGUUUGUAACAUCCAUCCACGAGGAGGCGCAGGAAGAUGACAUUCAGGAGAAGUUUUGCGAGUUUGGCGACAUUAAAAACAUUCACCUGAAUCUCGACCGCCGGACCGGCUUUCUGAAGGGGUACGCACUAGUUGAGUACGAAACGUAUAAGCAGGCGAUGGCGGCCAAGGAAGCGUUGAAUGGUUCGGAAAUUCUGGGCCAAACGAUUGCCGUCGACUGGUGCUUCGUAAAGGGACCGAAAAAGCUCAAAAAAUCCAGCGACCGCCGCCGGCGAUAGAGAUAGGCGAAAGUAAAUGCAUACCAAUUCUUUAGGUAAAGACACGAUCAGCCCUAAACAGCCACCCAUUUGUCACACACCACAGAUUAACGGUUAGCUUGUCCCAUAGAGGAUUUUGUAAGAAAUACGCGACAUGAAAUAAACUGGACCUUAUAAU